GUAUAUAUAAAUACACACACAUUCAUGUAUGUAUUUAAGAACAUUUACAUGUCUAUAUUUAUAUUUAUUUACAUUUACAGGAGAAUGUAUGAUGUGUGAGGAUGUGAGUGAUGAGGCGCAAUGCGCAAAAGACAAACCCAAAAAACUCUGCAAUUUUUUGAAGAAGACGUUUGGCACUGCAAAGUGCCCGUUCCUUCAAAAUAAUAAAGUGGAAACAUUGAUUCCUUCAAAGGUCAAUGCCGAUUCAGCUAAUCCUAAUCUAAAGGAUGAUGCUGGUCUGGCCAGGCCGGAAUCAAUCAUACCGGACAAACGAAAGGGGUUCUUUGACUAUUUCCGGAAGGGCAAAGUGGAAGCGAUGCCGAACCCACAGCUUAAAGCGGAUCCAACUAUCCCUUAUGCUAGGGAAGUUGUUGAUCUUGCAGCUCAGUCAAAGACAAACGUUGGUCCGAAGAAAAACAAGCAGACGGCUUUUAAGAGCCGCUUUUUUGACUUCCGGAAAAAAACUUUGAAGCCUGUUGAUGGAAUGCAACAGCUCAACGCCGAUCUAGCUAAUCCUGUUGCCAUGGAUGAAGCGGAUCCGGCCAUUCGUGAGUUUAUAACUCACAGCCGCACGGUUGCAGCCAGUGCCGAGCUGCAAACAAGUGCUAUUCCAGCCCACUUCUGGGCAAGGAAUCAAGAUUCCAGAACUUUCAGGGCAAAAAAUGCCGAAAAGCCCAGUCUGAAAGAAGCUGGAAAACCCGGGCCGAAAGAUGUCGGAAAACCCGGGCUGAAAGAUGCCGGAAAACCCGGCCCGAAAGAUGCCGGACAACCUGGGCCAAAAGACGCCAAAAAGCAAAGACCGAAAGGUGGAAAACCUGGGCUAAAGGUUGACGUUAAUACGGCUACUUUCGAAAAAGAUAUCAAUCCGGCCGAUGCCGAGCCGGAGUCUGGCCCAAAGAAAGCGACUAUUAGAGAAUCUUUGUUGUCUAAAUAUGAGUUUUCUUUGUGUAACGUCCUUGGCGAGGGCAGCUUUGGCAAGGUGUACAAGGGGACGCGUAGGUCUGAUGGCAAAGAGGUCGCCAUCAAACUAAUGGAGCGAAAUAAAGACGACAAAUAUCUUUUUAUCCCUGGAUACACCGAACCGCUCCUUACAGAAGUGGGGCUAACUCUUAAAAUGCGAGAAUGUCACAGCCCCUUUGUCAUUGAGAUGUAUGACUGGUAUGAGGAUCCCAACAUGAUCGCACUCGUGUUGGAGUAUCCUCAACCCAGUCAGACACUCUGGGAGUUUUUGACCUCGCGCCAUACACCACUGACUGAAUCAGCAGCACGACCCCUAAUGUACCAGGCUGUACAAGCGGUGCAACACUGCCUGGAUCAUGGCGUUUUUCAUUCUGACGUCCAUCUUGGAAACUUCUUGUUGGACCAAGUCAAUAUGAAGCUGACUUUAAUUGACUUUGGACUUGGAAGUUUACUUACGGACGAUGGCUAUGAUUCAAAAGGCUUUAAAGGAGCUCUGCAAUGCACCCCACCUGAGGUCCAUGCCAAAGCCAGGUACUACGCCAUGCAAGCAAACGUCUGGGCAUUAGGAGUGUUCCUGUAUGCCAUGGUGCAUAGACGUUACCCUUAUAAGCAAAAAGCGACAAAAUCUCACAAGCUUCGCCUUAACAAGAAACAUUUUUCAAAGGAACUCUGUGAUCUGAUUAAACGGUGCUUAGACAUGAAUCCAGCUAAACGGCCGUCGAUCCAGGAGAUCUUAGAUCAUGACUGGUUUAAGAUCGACUAGAAAGAAAGGCAGUGAAAUGGAUUCAGUCCAUCAGAUACACAGUGUGAGGUAACAGACAGAUUAGGAAACUACAUUUGUAAGAGAGACGUGCUUUAUGUCUUUGUGUAGUUAGAUUUAUGUAGAGUAGUAAGAUUGAGCUUUAAAAAUGUAAAUGCCAACAUGUUCUUGUUUCUCCUAUUUAGAUUUUGUCAAGAAUCAUCCAG
Misgurnus anguillicaudatus (oriental weatherfish) is the source of this 1965-nucleotide messenger RNA. NCBI's taxonomy places the organism in Eukaryota, Metazoa, Chordata, Actinopteri, Cypriniformes, Cobitidae. The record is from RefSeq and is a predicted model, not a curated record.